Molecule: messenger RNA, 1269 nt
Organism: Ostrinia furnacalis (Asian corn borer)
Lineage: Eukaryota; Metazoa; Arthropoda; Insecta; Lepidoptera; Crambidae
Exons: 3
Coding region: 117-905 (262 amino acids)
Source: RefSeq, a predicted model, not a curated record
AUAUUUGGGUAUUUUUCACUUGGACGCACACGGCCAAGUAGUUAGGACAAAUUUAAGUCCUUUGGACGAAUUUUGUUCCUAGUUUCUAAAUAGCUGUGAAAAAAUCAGUUCUGACAAUGAAGAAUCAGAUUUUGUUUGCGUUUCUGUUUGGAUUGAAUAUACUCUACUACGUAGAAGCAUAUCCAACUCAACAUGAACCAGCCGACAAUACCGUCUACAGCAUCAAGCACUGCAUCAAAAUGACCCCCGAAAACGAGGACAAAGUGAACAACAUCGUCGUAAAAAUCAGCGACUUUCUGUACAAUCUGACAGUCGAGUACGAUGACAUUGACAUACGCCUGCUAAAGAUCAUCAUCGAAGGCCAUUCAGACAACGAAACUGAGGAAAAAGACACUCAAGUCAAACUGUUGGUUAACGACUGCGACCACGUCCAAGAAUUCGCCGAUGCUGAAGCGUUAGAAGAAAUGAUUAACCAGCAAACCGACGAAGAAGAUAUUUACGAGAAAACUGGAUCGGUGGAAGUCGAUGAUCAGCCGGAUAGUCCAAGUGAUGAUUCUAACGAAUUACAAUUCGAUGACGACAUCUUCAAUUUCACGCAGCUAAAUGAUGAUGCUUCUAAUAAUGCUACCAAUGAUAAUGACGGCAACAAUGAUGUCACAUCUAAUGUAGAUCAAGCACAGAAUGUUACAGCAUUGACUGACAAUUCUGCAGUAGACGUUGAAGGAAUUCCACCAACUUCUGAAGCAAAUUAUGAUGUAAAAGGUCCAGUUUUAGUUCGAUUGGAUUUAGACAAGAAGGGAAAUAAACUGGUCAAAGGAACUCAAAAGAAGAGAGGAGAGCAUGUUCCCCUCUUGCUCUAUAUCCAAAAAGUUUUGGGCAACACAGAAUACUUGUUCGGUAAUUAACCUAAAUUAAUAAGAGAUGGUCCAAAAAAUAUAGAACUAAUUACUAAUUUAUUACUAAUAUUGCAAAAAGUAGUAAAAAUCUCAAUAACUUUUUUGAUACAAACUUUAUCUUUUUACUUCUCAUUGAUUUCGACAUGAAGCUUUCGGUGGGGUAAAAUGUGCUUUAUAAUGAAACUACUGACCCAUUUAUUUAGUCCAAAUCGAUUCUGGGCGUUUGUUUCUGUGGACCUUCUCCUUUUAAAGUAAUAACCCAAUUUUAACACAGAAUGUCUUGAAGUAUUUGUUAUUUAGCUUCUUGUAUAGGUCUGAUUUAUCGGAACUACCUAGGUGUUUUGUAUGCAAUAAAAACAUUGAUUGUGUAUUA